ACGAUCCUCUUCCGCUUGGUCGGCCAUUUUGGAGCAACGAGCUUGUUGUUUUGUGUGCAUUCGCCAUUAUUAGCUGCUCCUCGCCUUAAAAACAACCGACUGAACGCACAGAACGCGAAGGGGGACAAAAAAACGUUGGACGACAACGCCGUCAAGUGAAAUAUGGGCCCGCCGCCGGGAGACAGAUCACGCCGCUCGUCGACUGAAAGAACGGGGGACUCCAGCUGGAUUGUCGAUUUAUCUUGACAUGGCAUGCGGCAGGGCGAGCUUGUGACGACGGAGGAAAAAGAUCAGAGAAACUUCCAGAAGUUGAAGGAAAAGCUAAAAGGGGCAUUUUUUGUUUCGCUUUGUCGAGUUGGCUGUUGUUAACGAGGCGGUUAAUUGUUCCCAGCAGGUUGUUGUCGACGACGCUAGCUAAAAUGUUGAGCUCUGGCGCGGCUAAUUAGCUUAGCAUAGCCUGCGGGUGUUAGCAUAUCACACAACAGUCACGCUGGGCCUGGGCGAGAACAACGCGAACGGAAGAUGAAAGAAAUGUAAAGGCGAGCGAGGCCUCUCUCUCACACGGACGCCCCUGGUCGAGCCAACAGCCUGAAAGAUAAGAUGUAGCUUUUUGUCGCUGGCUAGUGUCGGAAGUGGGAAAAGGUUAGCUUGCUAGCUCGGCCUAGCAAGUGUGCUAAAAAUACAGCAUGACAACCAGCAGCAGGCCGUGUGCCAAAUGAAGGCCAGGGAAAUGUCACGUUGCUUUGGUACUGAGCCUUCUUCCAUGUUUCACAGUGCCAACAUCUGGCAACCUGCUCGUCUGUCUCUAUCGGAGAAGUACACAUUCAGCCAUGGAUGAGGGACUUUGAGACGACCCAAUUAUCAGCCUUGUAGUCCUCAAUUUCACUAGAUAUGGGUCUCUGUUGUUAAUUUCGGUCUUAUCUUUCACAGGAAAAUAGUCAAGCCACAUUUUGAGUUGCUAUUUUACUCACUAACCCGGUAAUGGCUGGUUGAUGUCAACCUUAUUAGGCUUUAAAAGCAACAUGGAUUUGUGAAAAACUAACAAGGAGAUGUAGUCUUCAUCUAACACCCCAACCUUCCAAACACUGCCCCUUUGUUGCAAAAAUGACUUAGUUCUGAGUUUGAUGACCUUUUCAGUUUGUAGUUAGUGGCUUUUUCAGAGUUGUGUUGUUACCUCAGAGGCCGGCAAGCUCUCCGUAGUCUAAAUACACACAUUAAGUAGAGCGAGUGAUCAAACGUAUUCUGCACAAGAGACGUUGUUGCCAUCACAGUCCAACCAUGGGGGAUCCGACCACGCGAAGAAACCAAACAAGAACUCGUCUCCGCGCUCAGCUGCGGAAGAAAAGGGAAUCUUUGGCCGAUCAGUUCGACUUCAAGAUUUAUGUAGCCUUUGUUUUUAAGGAAAAGAAAAAGAAGUCGGCGCUCUUUGAGGUCGCUGAAGUGUUGCCAGUAAUGACCAACAACUACGAGGAGAACAUUCUACGAGGCGUCCGGGAGUCCAACUUCUCCCUAGAGAGUUCCAUAGAGCUCCUGCAGAAAGAUGUGGUGCAACUCCACGCCCCACGAUACCAGUCCAUGCGAAGGGAUGUGAUAGGCUGCACGCAGGAGAUGGACUUCAUCCUUUGGCCGCGCAACGACAUUGAGAAGAUUGUCUGUUUACUCUUCUCUAGAUGGAAGGGAGCUGAUGAUGAACCCUUCAGGCCUGUUCAGGCCAAGUUUGAAUUUCACCAUGGCGACUACGAAAAGCAGUGCUUGCAUGCAAUGGCUCGUAAAGACAAGGCUGGAAUGGUCAUGAACAAUCCCACCCAGUCUGUGUUCCUCUUCAUGGAUCGACACCACCUCCAGACUCCUAAAACCAAGGCCACGGUGUUCAAGUUGUGCAGUCUGUGCCUGUACCUGCCCCAGGACCAGCUUACCUGCUGGGGCGCGGGAGACAUCGAGGAUCACCUUCGACCUUAUAUGCCUGACUAAGGCUUCCCAUGUGGGGGCCUGGGGGAUACGCCCUUAGCCACCCCCUCCCUCACUUUUUCCCUCCCUCCUGCCUUCAGAAGCACUCUUCCUCACCUGUGUAAAGAUUGAACUCGUGCUUGGAUCUUUUAAUUUUGGUUACCCUCCUUCAUUCUCCCCACCUUGUUGUUCCUUCUCCUCUGCAAUGUUUGGAUUGACCCCUCCACCCCUUUUUGUUCAGUUUGAGCCCUCCCUUCAUCCCGCUUCAACAUCCAUUCAUUAUUUUCUGUGAACCUGCACGAACAUUGAUUUGGAGUGGUUCUUCUCAGCAGCAGGCAUCAUUGUCCAUGGCAGGAACUCUUUAUGUUGCAUCCAAACAGGAAUCACACAAUGGUGGACGUGUUCUUUAUCCUUGUUUUAAGGGAAGAGUGUGGAAGUUUUCUUUUUGUUUGUCAGUUGCGCAGACUAAUGGGGGUGGGCUAUUACCGGAACAACUUUGCACAAUUUUUGACCAAGGAAGGCGUUGAAGCAGCCAUGAACAAUAUUCUGCCACAUCAUAGCGUAGUUACUGCUUCUUUAGUUCUCUGCUGGAUGCAAAACAUUAAUCGCUGAAGCUACUGAUGUUUGAUUCUUUUUAGAGAUGGUGGUAAAAGUCAAUCACUUCUACUUACUAAUAAAAUGUACUUAACAUUCACAUUGAUUUCACUGAUAAUUUGAUCAAAUUGGGGAUUGCUUGUCAAAGACUAUAAAAUAGUGCAUUUUUUUCUUGUUCACUCAAGUGUCCAGUUGAAGGUUUGAAGCAAAUAACUUGUUUUUCUGUUCUGAUCAAUACUGCUGAGCAUAUACAAAUACAGUGCAAAAUUUGAACUCAA
Molecule: messenger RNA, 2819 nt
Organism: Entelurus aequoreus (snake pipefish)
Lineage: Eukaryota; Metazoa; Chordata; Actinopteri; Syngnathiformes; Syngnathidae
Gene: lg08h6orf62
Product: linkage group 08 C6orf62 homolog
Exons: 5
Coding region: 1279-1971 (230 amino acids)
Source: RefSeq, a predicted model, not a curated record